CGGGAGCGGUGAUUGACAGCGUGGGCGGGCGGGCGCGCGGCACUGUGGGAGCGGCGGGCUCUGCCCACUCGGAGCGGAGCGGCUGCAAGGGAGACAUAUUGUUACUGUGUCACUGUCUUUGUGAUCAUCAUGUCCAGCCGAGGGGGAAAGAAGAAGGCGACCAAGACAUCACGGUCUGCAAAGGCCGGUGUCAUUUUCCCCGUCGGGCGAAUGUUACGUUACAUCAAGAAAGGCCAUCCAAAGUACAGAAUUGGCGUGGGUGCCCCAGUGUACAUGGCUGCAGUUCUGGAGUACCUAACUGCUGAGAUUUUGGAGCUGGCUGGAAACGCAGCGAGAGACAACAAAAAGGGAAGGGUGACCCCCAGGCAUAUACUGCUGGCUAUUGCAAAUGAUGAAGAACUGAACCAGCUGCUCAAAGGCGUCACUAUAGCGAGCGGAGGCGUCCUCCCAAACAUCCACCCGGAACUGUUGUCGAAGAAACGAGGGUCCAAAGGAAAACUUGAAGCCAUCAUCACCCCACCCUCAGUAAAAAAAACAAAGUCCUCGCAAUCUGCAAAGAAAACUGGAGCAAAGAAGGGCAAAAAGGGACCAGGAAAAGGGGCUAAGAAGAAGCAAGCGGAAGUCAGCAAGGCAGCAUCAGCAGAUAGCACAACUGAGGGGAAUCCUGGAGACACAUUUACUAUUCUCUCCACCAAAAGCCUCUUCCUUGGACAAAAGUUGCACCUCAUUCACAGUGAACUCAGUAACAUAGCGAGCUUCGAGGUGGAGGCCAUUAUCAAUCCCACCAGUGCUGACAUUGAGCUAAAAGAGGACCUAGGAGCUGCUUUGGAGAAGAAGGGCGGCAAGGAGUUUACAGAGGCUGUUAUCGAACUACGCAAGAAGAAUGGACCCUUAGACACAGCAGGAGCUGCGCUCAGUUCAGGCCACGGGCUGCCAGCCAAAUUUGUCAUCCAUUGCAACAGCCCUGGCUGGGGAUCAGACAAAUGUGAAGAACUCCUGGAGAAAACGGUGAAGAACUGUCUGGCAUUAGCAGACGAAAAGAAGCUGAAGUCCAUUGCCUUCCCAUCAAUUGGCAGCGGGAGAAAUGGGUUUCCCAAACAGAAUGCUGCCCAGCUGAUCCUGAAAGCCAUUUCUAGCUACUUCGUAUCUACCAUGUCAUCCUCAAUCAAAACUGUCUACUUUGUGCUUUUUGAUAGUGAAAGUAUAGGGAUUUACGUCCAAGAAAUGGCCAAACUGGAUGCUAACUAACGAUGUACGCUCACUCAGGGAGAGUUCUUCGACAUUGUGAUGCUGACCACUUUUUUUGUAAGUUACUAAAGCAAAAUAGGGCAGGCAAUUGAAAGGAAUCUUUGAUCAGAAUCUGGUACUUAAUUUUACUAUGGCACUGACAUUUGGCUUGAAAUUGGAUUAUGCACUGUCGUCCGAAAGUCACUAGAAUUCAUUGUAUUUUAGUAUAUAUUUUGUCGUUUUUAAUUUGCAUUGGAGACGGACAAAAACGAUUGCUUGUGGUCCUAUGUUGCCAGUCUGAAUAUUUUUAAUUCUUAACUGGGAGAGGAUGGGAGAUACAUUUUGUAACUCUGUUGUGGUACAUUGAUGUACACCAAGAUUAAUUCUUUAAAAUUGCUUGGUGCUAUAAAACUGUGUUUUGUCUACAUUACAUCUGAUCGCCACAAAUAGUUGUCGAGGGUUAUGAUAAAAUGGAGUUUGUCAUUUGUUUAUUAAAUGGUUGGACUGUGGUGGA
Messenger RNA from Amblyraja radiata (thorny skate), 1741 nucleotides. RefSeq names its product macroH2A.1 histone (gene macroh2a1). Gene Ontology annotation, cellular component: nucleosome. The record is from RefSeq and is a predicted model, not a curated record. The transcript is spliced from 9 exons. Gene Ontology annotation, molecular function: DNA binding; structural constituent of chromatin; protein heterodimerization activity. Gene Ontology annotation, biological process: nucleosome assembly. Bases 130 to 1248 code for a protein of 372 amino acids. NCBI's taxonomy places the organism in Eukaryota, Metazoa, Chordata, Chondrichthyes, Rajiformes, Rajidae.